This is a messenger RNA of Serpula lacrymans var. lacrymans S7.9, 930 nucleotides long. RefSeq lists its product as uncharacterized. Gene Ontology annotation, biological process: pentose-phosphate shunt; carbohydrate metabolic process. Gene Ontology annotation, molecular function: 6-phosphogluconolactonase activity. The transcript has 2 exons. The record is from RefSeq and is a predicted model, not a curated record. NCBI's taxonomy places the organism in Eukaryota, Fungi, Basidiomycota, Agaricomycetes, Boletales, Serpulaceae. Bases 53 to 826 code for a protein of 257 amino acids.
GCGGAUGAGAGUCUCCUAACCGCUGCCACUUGAGAUUAUCUCGAUAUUUAUCAUGCACCAACCACCGAGUGCGCCCAUCCUCAACUCUUUCCCGUCUGCCAAUGAGCUCGUUGAAUCAUUGGCAGCUUUUAUUGUAAAGCUCCAGAAGGACUCUAUCGACAAGAAGGGGAGGUUCACCGUAGCAAUAUCUGGUGGUUCGCUCCCGAAACAGUUGAAGGGCCUCAUUGGCAAUGCAUCAGUAAAAUGGGACAAGUGGCAAGUUUUCUAUGCUGAUGAGCGGGCUGUUCCGCUUGAUCAUCCCGACUCAAACCACAAGCUUUGUUUCGACGAGCUCUUCUCUAAAGUUCCCAUACCUUCUACCAAUAUCCAUACUCUCGACCCUUCUUUUAUCGAAGACUUGGAGGAGCUGUCAGAUCAUUACGAGAAAGAACUCAUUCGCGAGUUCGCUCAGAAGGACUCUGCUCGAUUUCCUGUCUUCGACCUUAUUCUUCUCGGCAUUGGUCCGGAUGGGCAUACCGCAUCCCUUUUUCCAGGUCAUGAGCUACUUGCAGAAGAAGACAGAUGGGUCGCAUAUAUCGAGGAUUCACCGAAACCACCUCCCAAACGGAUCACUCUCACUUACCCUGUCAUAAAUCACGCUGCACAGGUGGCUUUCGUUGCAACGGGUGAAGGGAAAGUUGAUAUGUUAAGUAACAUAUUGGAUAAGCCGGAGGAAGGGCUUCCUGCUUCCAGGGUUAAGCCCGUAUAUCCAGGUCAAUUAUAUUGGUUCGUUGACGAUGCUGCUUCUGCCAAGGUGCAGUAUCCUCGUACUCCCUUCAGGUUGUAGACUCGAUGGCUGGAGUGUUAUGAAGAAGAUAAAGAAGUUGUACCCGUAUUGUUAUACUGUAUACAAUCAAUUCUCCGUUGUUUGCAUUGAAUCCAUAUGUUCCU